AUGUCAGAAGUGGAGUCCGUGGAUUCGUACACCUCGGACAUCUCGUCCGCGUUGAGGGAUGACCAGCAACCCCGGGAGUAUGUUCCGUCGAACAGCAGGAACAGCGGCCAGCCGCUGAACCUGACCAGGACCGAGACGGUCAAGUCGCUGCAGGAGAUGGGGAUGACCUCCGCGGCGCCCGUGCCCGACAUCAACGCGCCGCAGACAAACGGGAGGCCGAUGAUUUUCCCGGAGGAGUACACCAUGGAGACGCCGACGGGGCUGGUGCCCGUGGCUACGCUGCAGUCGAUCGGCAGGACGUCGACGGCGGUCUCGAGGACGAGAAGCAGACAGAUCGACCGGCGGUCGUCGGUGUCGUCGUCCGUGGCGGGGAGCAACUCGGACGAGGAGGUCCGGAAGGAGAAGCCGGCGGCCGGCGGGCCCGAGGAGCCGGAGCUGGAUCCCGAGAUCGAAUUCGUGACGUUUGUCACCAACGACCCGGACAACCCGCACAACUGGCCGCUGUGGAAGCGGUGGGCGUACACGAUCAUUCUGUCGUGGCUCGUGGUGUGUGUCGCGUACGGGUCCGCGUGCAUCGCGGGCGGGCUGUUCACGGUCUCGGAGAAGUACCACGUCGGGUCCGAGGUGGCGGUGCUCUCUGUGUCGCUGAUGGUGAUUGGGUUUUCGCUCGGGCCGCUGAUCUGGUCGCCCGUGAGCGACCUGUACGGGAGAAGAGUGGCGUACUUCGUCUCAAUGGGGCUGUACACGAUCUUCAACAUCCCGUGUGCGAUCUCGCCAAACAUCUCUGGGCUCAUGGUCAGCCGGUUCCUCUGCGGCGUGUUUGCCUCGUCCGGUCUCUGUCUGGUCGGCGGCUCGAUCGCGGACAUGUUCCCGAGCUCGACAAGAGGUAAAGCGAUCGCAUUCUUUGCAGCAGCGCCUUACGGCGGUCCGGUGACGGGCCCCCUCGUCAACGGAUUCAUCUCCGUGUGCACUCGUAGGAUGGAUCUGAUCUUCUGGGUCAACAUGGCGUUCGCCGGCGCGAUGUGGAUUGUCGUUGCUUUCAUCCCAGAGACAUAUGCACCCGUGAUUCUGAAGAAAAGAGCCGCUAGGCUGAGAAAGGAGACUGGCAACCCGAAGAUCAUGACCGAGCAGGAAGCGCAAGGCGUCGAUUUCAAGGAGAUGAUUCGGACGUGUGUCGUGAGACCAUUGUAUUUCGCCGCCACCGAGCCUGUUCUUGACGCUACGUGUUUCUACGUGUGUUUGAUCUACUCUCUUCUAUACGCGUUCUUCUUCGCUUACCCAGUGAUCUUCAACGAACUGUAUGGGUACAAGGAUAACUUGAUCGGGUUGAUGCUGAUUCCGAUUCUUAUCGGAGCGCUGAUGGCGCUCGCUUUCACAUUCUGGUGCGAGAGCCAGUACUUGAAGUUGAUCAAGACACGACGGGCGACCCCCGAGGAUCGGCUGCUGGGAUCGAUGAUUGGGGCGCCGUUCGCAGCCAUCGCGUUGUGGAUCCUUGGUGCUACCUCUUACAAACAUAUCAUAUGGGUCGGUCCCGCAUCUUCCGGCAUUGCGUUCGGGUUCGGCAUGGUUUUGAUUUACUACAGUUUGAACAACUAUAUCAUUGACUGCUAUGUUCAGUACGCGUCCAGCGCUCUCGCCACCAAAGUUUUCUUGAGAUCCGCCGGUGGUGCAGCUUUCCCCUUGUUCAUCACCCAAAUGUACCACAGAUUGGGCUUGCAAUGGGCCUCUUGGCUGCUGGCCUUCAUCGCUACCGCCAUGAUCGCGUUGCCCUUCGGGUUCAAAAGAUGGGGCAAGGAGUUGAGACACAAGUUAUCAAGUAAAGAUUACUCUAUCGACUCAAUCGAUGCUUGA
This is a messenger RNA of Torulaspora globosa, 1851 nucleotides long. RefSeq names its product MFS transporter. Gene Ontology annotation, biological process: spermine transport; transmembrane transport. Gene Ontology annotation, molecular function: spermine transmembrane transporter activity. The transcript has a single exon. Lineage: Eukaryota; Fungi; Ascomycota; Saccharomycetes; Saccharomycetales; Saccharomycetaceae. Gene Ontology annotation, cellular component: fungal-type vacuole membrane. The record is from RefSeq and is a predicted model, not a curated record. Bases 1 to 1851 code for a protein of 616 amino acids.